Messenger RNA from Plutella xylostella (diamondback moth), 1036 nucleotides. RefSeq names its product COMM domain-containing protein 2. The record is from RefSeq and is a predicted model, not a curated record. NCBI's taxonomy places the organism in Eukaryota, Metazoa, Arthropoda, Insecta, Lepidoptera, Plutellidae.
CAUUGACAGAGAUAAUGUCAACAACACAACAACUUAUGAUGGCAAAAAAUCGCAACGGAACGGAAUAAACAAACAAUAAUAAACUUAAUACAAUAAGUUAAAGCAAAAUGAUUAUAUUUCUAAGUGAAUUGCAGAAGGACCACCUGAAUUUAGUCAUUAAACAAUCACCUCAAGUUUUAGUGGACUUCUGUAAGCUAGCCAUUGAUUACCUGAGUAAUGGAAUCAAUCAUGCAAAAUAUUCUACUGCAGCAAAUAAAUUUGAUACUUCCAUUACUAAUAUCCAGAACUUGGUACAUGCAAUAGUUUUUCUUCUUGUUGAAGGAUCUAAGCACAAUUUAUCAGAUUGUGACUUCAAGUCAUCUCUGGCUAUAGCUGGGUUUCCUGCGGAGCAUCAAGAAGUGUUGAUCAAACUUUAUAAUACUAAGAAGUCUGAAAUAUCAGAGUGCCUGCAUGUACUGCAGCAGGCUGAUCUGGUUUAUCAAGACUUGACUUGGCGAAUGGAGGUUGAGGUGGCCUCCAGGUUCAACAAUGAGACUGUGAAACCAAAUAUUUCAAUGGAUUUUGUUCUGAUGAAGCCUAAAAAAAUUGUUCCAGAGAGUGCUUUAAAUUGUGUUGAUUUUAAUAGUACUAAGAAAGAAACUUCAAUAAUGGAACUGGAUAUUAAUAAGUCAGUGGAAGAGGCCACAGCUGCCAGUCAGUGUCAGAAUGUCAUCAGUCACAUACUGCUGCAGUGUGAUCUACCUAAUCUGCUGCAUUUGACCAACCAACUAGACCAAGCACUGAAAGAAUCUAAAAGCCAGCAUGUCCGUAAGGUUAAAAGUGCCCUGAAUUAGCCCAGGUUAACCUGUCAUGUCCUGGGAAAUUAUAGACAGUAAAAUAAUUCUGCUGUGUAAAAUGUGUUGCCAAGUGGAUGUCAAGUAAUCAGGAGUGCAUUGCCAUAUUUUAUCUGUUUUUGCACCUAACUAGGUAUAUCUUAUUAAAUAAAUUACUUUACAGUCGUCGAAAUCUAAUAGGCCUGUUUUGACAGCUACACAAA